CUCUAAUUCCUCGCCACCGCUCAAGUGCCAACCAUCUCUGUUCCCUAAGAAGCUCACCUCUGUUUGCUUGCCUUCAUCGAUCUCCGCGUCCUCCUCCUCUGGACCUUCAUCGUUUGUCCCACGGCGUCGGGGAUGGACCCGUCGGAGCUGAGGCGGGUCUUCCAGAUGUUCGACCGCGACGGGGACGGCCGCAUCACGAAGGCGGAGAUGAGCGGCUCGCUCCAGAACCUGGGCAUCCACGUCCCGGAGGUGGAGCUCGCGGCGAUGAUGGAGCGGAUCGACGCCAACGGGGACGGGUGCGUCGACAUGGAGGAGUUCGGGACGCUCUGCUGCAGCAUCAUGGACGAGCGGGACGAGGAGGAGGACAUGCGCGAGGCGUUCGACGUGUUCGACCGCAACGGGGACGGGUUCAUCACCGUGGAGGAGCUGCGGCUGGUGCUCGCCUCGCUCGGCCUCAAGCAAGGCAGGACCGCGGAGGACUGCAGGAAGAUGAUAAACGAGGUGGACGACGACCGGGAUGGGAUGGUGGACUUCAAGGAGUUUAAGCAGAUGAUGAAGGGGGGAGGAUUCGAAGGCUUGAGUUAGUAGCAUUGGCUGCCGUGGACGGAGAUGGAGAAGCUCUUUGUUACAUAGGGUUGUAGAUACUGAUCAGGAAAGAAUCUUCUUUAAGAAAGAAGACAACAACAAGAUCUUGAGCUUUUGGCUUCAUGUUGAUCUCUUCUUUGCUUAGAAGUGAAUCGAUUCAAUCUGAGUUCCUCACAAUCACCAAACUAAAGUGAUUCAUAUAAAAUUGCCCAGCUAACAAGAAGUGCCUUCAUCUCUAGCAUUUGGUUUGAUCCAUGGCAGACUGUACUGCCUUCUCAGAAGAACCAUGUGCACUAAAUGUGACAUGAGCUUUUCUUACUAGCAAUACAGAAAUCAUAACAUCCUUUUAUCAUGCAAUUGUUCAGAUCUCCAGUUGCAGUGAAAUCUGCAAACUAUAGGGCUCUAUGCAAUCUCACAGCUUCUACUUGA
Molecule: messenger RNA, 1014 nt
Organism: Musa acuminata AAA Group (dessert banana)
Lineage: Eukaryota; Viridiplantae; Streptophyta; Magnoliopsida; Zingiberales; Musaceae
Product: calmodulin-like protein 3
Exons: 1
Coding region: 133-585 (150 amino acids)
Molecular function (GO): calcium ion binding
Source: RefSeq, a predicted model, not a curated record